AUGGGACUUCAACGGAAUGGCAUGAAGAAGAAGAAGAAGCAAGGCGCAACCGACGAGUACUGGCAGGGGCCGGAGGUCGCGCACGCCUGGGUCUACGGCUACGGCCACCUCACAUGGGAGUGGCAGCCCUGUGUGGCACUCCGCGGCGUGCUGCACCCAGGACUCUUCGCGCUGCUGUUUCUCUUGAUCGACUCGCCGGCGCUCGUAGCCUACGGGCCUCGCAUGCUUCAGGGUGUCAUCGCUUCCUUUGGCGAUGCAGCUGUCUGCCGGUCUGCAGAAAGGCUCGGGGGCCCCUCAGCUGCCUGGUGGACCAUGGCAGUGCAUCUAGGUAGUUGGUUCCAGCUCUACUGCUUGCCAAGGACCUACUCCAGCUCGCUGGAGUCAGUUCUCUUCGCCCUGGCUUUGGAGCAGUGGCUCCGAGGCGCGCGGCUUCGGAGUGUCACGUUUGGCGCCGCGGCUGUGGCUCUGCGACCCACCGCUGCAGGCUAUUGGCUUGCCCUCGUUCUCUACGAGGUCGCUGUGGCUGCCCGGUGCGGUCAGCUUCGCAGACUUGUGCCAGGGUUCAUCCUCCCAGGUUUCGCGGUGGCGGUGUCCGUUUUGAUGCUGAGCACGGCGCUGGACUCGUGGUACUACGGAGAGGCGACGGUGGUACCCUGGAGUUUCCUUGCCUUCAACGUGCUCAGUGAUGGCAGCGCGCUCUAUGGCAGCCACGCCUGGUACUGGUAUGCCACGGAGGGCCUGGUCGGGGCCCGGAAGCUUUCCGGUAGCGUAGAUGGGGAACAAAGAGAGUGA
Molecule: messenger RNA, 792 nt
Organism: Symbiodinium sp. CCMP2592
Lineage: Eukaryota; Dinophyceae; Suessiales; Symbiodiniaceae
Source: the annotation of a GenBank genome assembly